Neogale vison (American mink) is the source of this 441-nucleotide messenger RNA. Its product is annotated as tubulin alpha chain-like. The record is from RefSeq and is a predicted model, not a curated record. NCBI's taxonomy places the organism in Eukaryota, Metazoa, Chordata, Mammalia, Carnivora, Mustelidae. Gene Ontology annotation, biological process: mitotic cell cycle; microtubule cytoskeleton organization. Gene Ontology annotation, cellular component: cytoplasm; microtubule. Gene Ontology annotation, molecular function: GTP binding; structural constituent of cytoskeleton. Bases 28 to 441 code for a protein of 137 amino acids. The transcript has a single exon.
AUUUUAUGCCCUCGCCAUGGCAAAUAUAUGGCCUGCUGCAUGCUGUACCGUGGGGAAGUGGUGCCCAAAGAUGUGAACACCACCAUUGCCGCUAUCAAGACCAAGCGCACCAUCCAGUUUGUGGAUUGGUGUCCCACAGCUUUCAAGGUUGGCAUUAACUACCAACCCCCCACCGCGGUGCCCGGGGAUGACCUGGCCAAGGUGCAGCGGGCCGUGUGCAUGCUGAGCAACACCAUGGCCAUCGCCGAGGCCUGGGCCCACCUCGACCACAAGUUUGACCUGAUGUACACCAAAUGGGCCUUUGUGCACUGGUACGUGGGCGAGGGCAUGGAGGAAGGAGAGUUCUCAGAGGCCUGGGAGGACCUGGCCGCCCUGGAGAAGGAUUAUGAAGAAGUGGGAACAGAGUCUAUGGAUGGCAAAGAUGAAAGUGAGGAGUUCUAG